Messenger RNA from Humulus lupulus (European hop), 1035 nucleotides. RefSeq lists its product as uncharacterized. The transcript is spliced from 3 exons. Bases 370 to 744 code for a protein of 124 amino acids. The record is from RefSeq and is a predicted model, not a curated record. NCBI's taxonomy places the organism in Eukaryota, Viridiplantae, Streptophyta, Magnoliopsida, Rosales, Cannabaceae.
AGCUACAUGAGGUAUAUAUCUCACAAAGUUUGUUCAUUUAAUUUUCUAAUUUGAUUUAUUUAAUCAUAUAACAAUUUUCAUAUUUUUGUAUUAGGUUCAUUUACAAAUAUGUGGUACAACAAGGUCGCCAAAAUAAGUUUUUAUUUGUCAAUCCUAAUAUUGUUGCCACUCAAGGGAGUUCAUUCGACGAUCGUGUUCAAAAUCUGUUCAGACGAUGCAAUGACAUAAAAUCAAAAGAACAAGUUAUGCUUGUCCCUUGGAACCAUGGGUAAGUUUAAAAAGUUGUCAUUUUUCCGACCCAUAUCAAUACUUUCUUUGUUUAACAUUUGAGUAAUAAUUUUUUGGUUUUUCUUAUGCAGUGAACAUUGGAUGUUGCUUAUUUUGGCACCGUAUGCAUAUCAUGUUUAUUGUUGUGAUCCGGUGAAUUCAGAUCUCAAUAACCGUGAGGAGGUUGUAUCAGUGAUCGUCAGUGCUUUAAAUCUUUUUUUCUCUAUGAAUCUUCCUGAUGUCGAGAUCCCUGAUACUCUACGCAUUAAGCAACCUCAGUGUCCACACCAACCGGACAAUGUGGCAUGUGGAUACUACAUAAUGAGGAUGUUAAAGGAUUUGAUUGAACAUGCGAGUCCCGGACAUUACUUGAGAACGCUAACAAGUACAUCAUAUACAGAGGCACAAAUUGAUGAGUUUCGACAAGAAUGGGCGACAGAUAUGAUACAAAUAAUCCAACGUAACCGACCUCGUUGAUAGGUUUUUUUAUUUUUUACCUCUUUCUUCAUACAUAAAUGCAAUAUUUGUUAAUUUUGAAUAUGUCUAACAAAUAUUGUAUUUUUUUUUUAUUUUUGACAUCUUUCUUCAUACACAAUGCAAUAUUUGUUAAUUUUGAAUAUGUCUAACAAAUAUUGUAUUUCUUGUAUAUGUCUAACAAAUAUAUAUGUAUAACAAAUUUUGUGUUUCUUGCAUAUUUUUAUUUUAUUAAUUAUGGAAAUUUUAAUUUAAAUUAAUAUUAAAUUGAUUUCAAUUUAAUUAAUUAUUAAA